Molecule: messenger RNA, 1419 nt
Organism: Tricharina praecox
Lineage: Eukaryota; Fungi; Ascomycota; Pezizomycetes; Pezizales; Pyronemataceae
Exons: 4
Coding region: 292-1083 (263 amino acids)
Source: RefSeq, a predicted model, not a curated record
UGCGACGAUGCAUGGAAGGAUGGAGUGCAAUACAAGUAGAGUCGAGACCCGCCCCGCCAAGGAUGCUCCUGCUUGCUUGCUUGCUUGCCUGGCCUUAGUACCCAAGAUCCCCUCCCUCCUCCCCACCCCCGUUGAUGCAACUGCUGCACUGCUGCCGCCUGCUGUCUAAAGCUCUUCAGAUUCACUCUUUUUGUGUCUGUCCUUUCGUUCAAGUUACUCUCUCUCCGAGUUAUUACUAUCUUUGCUCCCCCGGUAGCAAGUGAAAGCAAGAAACAGAAACAAGCUAUAAUCAUGCCUGUGAUUCGGAACCCAUUUCGCAGGAACCCUCCGCCACCGGCGCCCCGCACCGCUUCGACUUCGUCGCCGCUGGUUGAGCAGCUGGGAGAGGAUCGGGCGGACGAUGCUUCCAACAAAUCCAUCAAGUCCGCUAGCGCCAUCAGCAUCGUGAAGAAUGACGACGAGAAGAAUACCUACAAGAUGAGUGUGGUCAAUGGCGGGGUUUACCUCCCACCGUCACCAACCGAGAAAAAGAGCUUCUCGUUCCUGAAGCGAGACAACUCCUCGACGUCGAUCAAGAACAGACCACCUCUGACCCCCUUGGAGGAGCCAUUCACCAUCUCGCGAGAGUCGUUCGAUUCAUACCGGAGGUCAUUUGAUAUCUCUGCGCGGUCACCAAUCAGCGAUGUUGCGCCGGGAAGGAACAGCUUCGACAUCCGACCGACAACGGGAGUGACGGGCCGUGCGAGUAUGGAUGUGCGCCCGUCGCGGAUGAGCCUGGACGUCCCCGCCAGAAUGAGCCUGGACUCUCGACCGCCGCCUUCGCGAAUGAGUCUUGACCAACGGUCGCCUCGUAUGCCUCCCACAGUAAAGGACGUCGAGGAGCCGAAAGACGAGUUUGAGGAUGUGAAGCUUGACGACGGACCACGACCUAAGAAGCUUGGACUCUUUUCGAGAUUUGGCGGCGAGCACAGCUCGAAGGAUGCCGCCUCCAAAGAGCGGCCGUUAAGUGGCCUCUUCAGUCGCAGAGAGCACACUGCGGAGACGGAGCAGGAGAGUGAGCUGAAGCAUAUGGACAUGAAGUAAUUGGCCGGCUGGUGUUCUGGGUGCUGGGAAUGAUCGGUUGCCCGCAGCUGCAACCACACGACUCUUUUGCGUGUUACGGUGCGGUUUCGAGGCCCCACGCGGCGUCGAGGAUGCCAUCAGGCACUCGUCUUUUUGGUUUAUAGACACGUAUUUUUUUCCUUUUAUAUCAUGCGGGUCAUGGCGUAAUACUUGAGACGGGGUCGGGACGCUUUGGGUGCGUGUAAUGGAGGACUGGUCGGGUGUAUGAAUGUAUUUACGAAUGGCAUGUAUCUGGUCAGUAGAUAACGCUCUUUUUACUAUGAAUGGAGUAAUUAUGUCUUUGAAUAUACAUUGAGG